AUGAAAGAGGCCAAGGAAGGGUACGCAGACUGGGAGCAUUGGGAUAUACAAACCAUCUUGCGCUUCAGCGAGUUCGUCUACACGGGAGAUUACCAAGAGCCAGUGGUUCCAGGACGUGCAGGACAGAUCUCCUCGACAGAGCAUAAUGAUCUCCUCUUGGAGCCACCUGUAGAACCUGAACCGGUGCUUCGGACUCGGAAAGAGAGGUCAUCAAGACCCUGCUGGGACAGCUUCAAACGGCUUUAUCCCGACCCACAGCCCAAGUCCAGUCAGAACGUCCGCGAAGAAGCCGCUGACUUCGGCGAAGUCUUGCUCUCUGAUGUGGACAUCAUCGUGUCAGGUGACAUGUUCACCUUCAUCGUCGGGGCCGAGGAGCAGACGUUUCUUCUCCACGGCGACGUUGUAGCCCAACAGUCCGCAGCCCUCGACAACCUUAUCAACAGCGGCAUGAAGGAGUCCGUAGAGCGCACUUUCCAGCGCCUCUACCCGGAGCCUCCACGAGAAAGCAUUAUGGGGGGUUUUACCGACGACCACACCGACAUGUUCGUCUCCAUCGCCAUGGUCUACGUGUUCGCCGACUGCUACGGAAUCAAGGGCCUCCAGGAGCUGUCCCUGCGCAAGCUCCGCGAGGCCCUGGUGCAAUUCGAUCUUCACCCCCCGGGUGUCCCAGACAUCACGGAAUUGAUCCGGUACACGUACGAGAACACGAUGGAAAGGCAAAACGGACAACGCGACGCGUUGAGAAGCCUGAUUAGCCUGUACGCGGCUUGCAAGGUGAAGGAGUUGAUGGAGGACGAAGAGUUCCCGAAGCUGCUCGAUGAGCUCGGCGGAGACUUUUCGAGAGCGCUGGUCGAGGACAUGAUGGGGCGUUUCGACUAA
Colletotrichum karsti is the source of this 879-nucleotide messenger RNA. RefSeq lists its product as uncharacterized. NCBI's taxonomy places the organism in Eukaryota, Fungi, Ascomycota, Sordariomycetes, Glomerellales, Glomerellaceae. Bases 1 to 879 code for a protein of 292 amino acids. The record is from RefSeq and is a predicted model, not a curated record. The transcript has 3 exons.